GAAGACGAAGAAGAGGCCGACAGCAGUCUGGUGGACACUGCAGUACAUGCGACCGUACAACGAACCGCUCUCGCGCUCGGUCCGUUUUUUUUCUCUCCAACGCCAGCGACGACACGGAUGAAAACUGUCAUCUCUGUUUUGAAGUGAAGUGGCGGAGAAGAUUUCAACGUAUCCGGGAGGGAAAAAAAAAACAUAACUUUCCGUUACAGCACGAACCGCAUAGUGUGCGGCCGUUGGGGAUUCUAAAGGAUUUGCAAAAUCAACAGCUUUCCCCCUCAACUACUCAGUGGAACGGUGCAGUGGGGGCAAACCUGCUCUCAGGUCAGAACAAACCUGUGGUCAUGGAUGUGGAUGAGGAGGAGAAUAUGAGUUCGAGCAGCACAGAUGUUAAGGAAAACCGAAACCUGGACAACGUGUCCUGCAAAGACGGGGUGGGAGUGGCUGAACAGCUCCCCAAUGGAAGUGGCCUGGGCAGUCGAAAGCGCCCCCUGGAAGAGGGGAACAAUGGACAUACACACUCCAAGUUCCGAGCCAAGAAGCGUAAGAAAACACCGGGGCCGGUCCUGCCCAAGAACGCUCUGAUGCAGUUGAACGAAAUCAAACCGGGUCUACAGUACAAACUGCUGUCUCAGACAGGACCAGUCCAUGCUCCAGUUUUUGUCAUGACUGUGGAGGUCAAUGGACAGAUGUUUGAGGGCAUGGGCCCAACUAAGAAGAAGGCUAAACUAAAUGCAGCUGAAAAAGCACUGCGUUCCUUCGUCCAGUUCCCCAAUGCCUCUGAAGCCCACCUGGCCAUGGGUCGAACACUGACAGUGAACACAGACUUUACAUCUGACCAAGCUGACUUCCCAGACAUGCUUUUCAAUGGCUUUGAGACACCAGCCGCUCCUGAAGAAUCCUUCUAUCUAGGCUCUAAUGGUAGCAGCUCCUUAAACUUACUAGGGGAGUAUCCACUGCCCACACCGCCUGGCAGCAACCUUGUCCAGGCCCCCUUGCCCCCUCCAUCGACAUUCAGCUCGCCCUCCAGUGGCAAAAACCCAGUCAUGAUUCUCAAUGAGCUCAGGCCAGGCCUCAAAUAUGACUUUGUCUCAGAGAGUGGGGAGAGUCAUGCCAAGAAUUUUGUGAUGUCAGUAACGGUGGAUGCACAGACGUUUGAAGGCUCAGGGCGCAACAAGAAGCUGGCUAAAGCUCGGGCAGCACAGGCCGCCCUCUCAGCUCUCUUCAACAUGCAGCUAGACCAGACUCCAUCCCGGCAACCCAUACCUAGAGAGGGAUUGCAGCUUCACCUACCCCAGGUUCUGGCUGAUGCAGUCUCUCGCCUGGUGGUGGAUAAGUUCAGCGAGCUGACCGAAAACUUCACCUCCCCCCACGCACGGCGAAAAGUCCUAGCAGGGGUCGUCAUGACAACAGGGACAGAUGUGAAGGAAGCACAGGUAAUAUGUGUCUCCACGGGAACCAAAUGCAUCAACGGUGAGUACAUGAGUGACCGCGGACUGGCACUUAAUGACUGCCAUGCUGAGAUAAUCGCCCGACGCUCGCUCAUCAGGUACCUCUACACUCAGCUGGAGCUCUUCCUCAGCAAGGAGGACCAACAGAAGUCGAUAUUCAUGCAGUGUGACAAGGGAGGCUACCGGUUAAAGGAAAACGUUCAGUUCCACCUCUACAUCAGCACCUCGCCCUGUGGAGACGCCAGGAUCUUCUCUCCACACGAGGCCGGAGUUGAAGACCAAGGAGACAGACAUCCCAACCGGAAAGCACGGGGCCAAUUAAGGACCAAAAUAGAGUCAGGAGAGGGCACCAUCCCUGUGAGGUCCAGCAACACCAUCCAGACCUGGGACGGGGUGCUGCAGGGGGAGAGGUUACUCACCAUGUCCUGCAGUGACAAGAUUGCAAGGUGGAAUGUUGUAGGCAUCCAGGGCUCUUUGAUGAGCUACUUCACAGAGCCAAUCUACUUCUCCAGCAUCAUCCUUGGCAGCCUUUACCAUGGCGACCACCUCUCCAGGGCCAUGUACCAGCGCAUCGCAGAUAUCGAGGACCUGCCCCAGCAGUUCACCCUCAACAGGCCCCUUCUCAGUGGUAUAAGUAAUGCAGAGGCCAGGCAGCCGGGCAAGGCGCCCAACUUCAGUGUGAACUGGACGGUGGGGGAUCAGGCCCUGGAGGUGAUCAAUGCAACCACAGGCAAGGACGACAUGGGUCGCGCUUCACGUCUCUGCAAGCACGCCCUCUACAGCCGCUGGGUGCGCCUGCACUCCAAGCUGUCAUCCAUCUUGUGGAUCAAAGUGCUCAAGCCCAGCUCGUACCAUGAAGCCAAGCAGGCCGCCACCGAGUACCACUCUGCCAAGCAGGCGCUCAUCAAGGCUUUCCACAAGGCCGGCCUGGGGGCCUGGGUCAAAAAGCCCAUUGAGCAAGACCAGUUCACCCUCUGCUCCUGAGGGAGUCAAGGGACCAAAAGGAUUCCCCCCCCACCCGCCCCGUCACCACCACCACUCCUCCCACCCCUCCAUCCCCAACCCCCAGACCCAGGGCUGAAAGCAAGAGAGCCCCCUAUUAACAACCAGCCCACAGAGACACUUACCUCCGUCCCGUGUGUCAACGCGCACGUGCACGUGCAUUUUGUUCGCGUGGAAACAAACGUGCGUAAUUUCACAAACCGUUCAUAGCUCAUCAUGCUUAUUCCUCAGAGGACCUCAGCCUCGCCAUGUCUUUUCUCAUAAUAUUGAUUUUUGUCCAUUUUGAUUUUAAUGGAUGUUUUAAUGGUGGGUUGUUUUUUCUCAUCUUACUUGUUCUGUUUUAAAACUGGAAUCCAUGUUUUUUUAAUGCUGUUGAUGUGGAAGUUAAAAUUAUGCAGUUGUGUCUAUUUUCUGGAUCAACGAGUGUAGCCAGUUUAGGGUGAAAUGUAGCCGAGAAAACACAUGAUCUUUGUAAACUAAAAGCAACGUGUGUGGACCAGGAAAAACAAAUCUAUUCAUUAAAAUGAAUGACUUUUGACAAACUUUAAUUUAAAUCUUCAGGAUGUAAAUCUAGUACUGAAAAAUAAAAAGAGAACAAAAAAUAGGUAUAUAACUUUUUAUGUGUGUUACAUGGUCCGUUCCUUAGAUGAGACUACAUGUUCUUAGACCCUGUAUUAAAGAUGAAAAAUGUUCCAACAAAUUGUGGCCCUGUUUGAUUCACUGACUGGAAAGAAUAUAGUGUACAGGCCAGGAGUCGCAGCAGUUUAGGACACUUUUUGUUGAGUUUUUGUGUCUUGUUCAUUAAUUCGUGCAUAUGUUCUGCAAGUUAUUUUAUGUCACUCUCAUUUCAUACUUGAACAAUGGGGAAGGGGGGGUCAUGUUGAGAGCAUAACAGCCCCCCCUCUCUCUCUCUCUCUCUCCGACUCCUCCCCCUCGCCUGGGUCUUGGGACAAGCGUUGGGAGGUGCUGCACGUUGUAUUUUUCCUUGAUCUAAGCCAUGGCUUUGCAUGGGAACUGAACUGGGAGGCCUACAGAGCAGAAACACACAGUGGAGAGCCCUGUACGCCCAUCAGUGAAUGAUUUUGAAUGAAUGCCAGCAUCUUCCUCCACAGGCAGCUUUGAAUCUUUGUCUCUAUUUUCUAGAUUUCUUGUGAUUGUUGGUUUAUUUGUUUUAGGGGGGCGGGACGGGGACAUUUUUUGUUUUUCUUUAAGUUGGGCAUUUUAGGAUUGGGGAUACUACUGCAGUGAAAAUGGUGAUACACAGACCUCUCAGAUCUUGUCACUUAGCUGUCAGUUGAACUAUUAGUAGAAGGCAUGGUCUAUGUGCUGUAGUGCCACAGACCGGAUGUGAAGUUACAUUCACCGGAUGCCACAUUAUGCCAGUCUGUAGUGAUAGUCUGAAAUGCAAACGUGUCGUAAACCCCUCCACAUUAUUUCUCAGCGAGAGGAACAGUGACAUGAACAGACGUAUGCUAAUAUCUGCGAAAACUCUACCAAACUUAUUACAGUGUGAUGUCAUUUUUGUCGUCCUCUCUUCUCCAUCUACAGGAACAUUAGUUAGUAGUCCAAGUACACCUGUGAUCUGACCUUUACACCCUGAGUGCAUAAAUGCCCUCGUGUUUGCAAUUUGUAAAUGAGGACGUUUCCAAGUAACUGCAGUUAAUUCCUCUUCCCAGCAGAAGGAAAUGUAUGUGUGUAUGUGUCAACAGGACGUGUGUGCUCAGACGUCUUUAAGCAUACUCUGUGGAACCUUCACCAAAGAUGAUGUCCAUGUGUGUUUCCGCCCCUGUAUUUUCCACUAUUUACUUUUGAUUUCUACAAAAACUGUGUAUUCCAUUCAAUACAGGGGGAAUUUGAUUGUCAGGCUUCUUCUUAAGUGCAUCUCUAGCUGUCAGUGGCCAUGUGUAUAUUGCUGCUGUAAAAGUAAUUCUCUGUAUAUAAGGAACAACACAAAAAACGUGUUCCCUGUACAAUCAGUUCAUCCCAUCCUAAAAACAGUUUUGACUGUUGCUGGGAUUGUGAAGAUGUUGAUGUAAAGUAUUAGUGGUUCUCUGUGACUGACUGGGCACCAUAAAGCAUGGCACUAACACUGCCGGGGUUAACGGGUUUCAUCCCCAUUGUAGCCACCAAUGUUAAAAAAAAAAAAAAAGAAAUUAAAAAAAAAAAGCACUGAAAGGUGCCUCAGCUAAAAGUGGCAUCCACAAGCUGGCACGUGUGAUGUCAUAUACGUAUGCACCUUUUUCUUUUCUUUUUUACUUCUAUUUCAGUCAGUAUUAGAGAAGCAGGAAAGGGGAUUCUACCAGAGUUGACUUGCUAGACUAUUUGAAAUGUGGAUCAC
Messenger RNA from Etheostoma cragini (Arkansas darter), 4788 nucleotides. It is a transcript of the gene adarb1b, whose product is annotated as adenosine deaminase RNA specific B1b. Lineage: Eukaryota; Metazoa; Chordata; Actinopteri; Perciformes; Percidae. Gene Ontology annotation, cellular component: nucleolus; cytoplasm. Gene Ontology annotation, biological process: adenosine to inosine editing; RNA processing. Gene Ontology annotation, molecular function: double-stranded RNA binding; tRNA-specific adenosine deaminase activity; double-stranded RNA adenosine deaminase activity. The transcript has 11 exons. The coding region runs from base 342 to 2432 and encodes 696 amino acids. The record is from RefSeq and is a predicted model, not a curated record.